Messenger RNA from Adineta steineri, 2175 nucleotides. The record is from the annotation of a GenBank genome assembly. Lineage: Eukaryota; Metazoa; Rotifera; Eurotatoria; Adinetida; Adinetidae.
AUGGUAGAUCUAAACAAGCGAUCGUUUUGGCAUUUUACAUUUAAAGAUAUAUUAGCCAUUAUAAGUUCAGUCGCUAUACCCAUAGCUCUUGCUAUUUAUACUUCAAUUGGCUCUGAACAACAAAAACAACAAGCUGAGAAAAAACAAAAGUUUGAUUUUGCACAAUCAAGAGAAUUAAGACAACAAACACUUUAUGAUGGAUUUUUAAAUAAUAUUUAUAAAUUAGAUAAAGAUGGUUAUCUCAACGACUCAAAAAAUCCAUGGGCAUUUGCAAAUGCAUAUUAUCGUGCUGCUCAUCGUCAAUGGGAUACAAUACGUAAAGCAGAUGUUAUACAAUUUCUUAAGGAAAAACAAUUAAUUGGUAGAAAUAAUUGUACUAAUGGAUGUAGAACAACAAAACUAGAUGAUAUAAUUCGUUUGAAUGAAUUAAGUUUUGAUAAGGUACAUUUAGCAAGUGAAACUGGCAUAUUAAAUAUGUUGAAUUUACGAUGUGUUUCUUUUGAACAAGUAUCAAUGUCAAAUGGGGAGUUUUCAUCUGUUAAUUUAAAUGGUGUAUCAUUUAAUGGAGCACGGUUAGAUAAGGUAAAAUUUGUUGAUUCAUCUUUACUUUGUGCUAGUUUUAUUGGCUCAAAUCUAUCGGGAGCAGAUUUUGGAAACUCAAAUCUGACAGGUGCACACUUUUCAAACAGUGAUUUGUCAGGAGCUAAAAUAACGGAAGAUCAAAUAAAACAGGCAUCUUUUGAUAAUAAUGUAAUCAUGCCAAACGGAAAGAAGAAUGAAGCUACAUCCACAACAACAACAAAAAAACCUAUAACCCAAACAACAACAGUCGUUAAAACAAAGAUGUCGACAACAACAUCAUCAUCAUCAUCAACUUCAACAACAUCACCGAUAACAACAUCAACAACAACAACAUCAACAUCAGCACAAUCAUCCUCAACUACAUCACCGACAACAACGCCAUUAACAACAACGUCAUCAUCAACAGAAGCGACAUCAUCAUCAUCAUCUACAGAAGAAACAUCAUUAAUAGUAGAAGCAGCCACAACGCCAUCAUCAACAACAACAUCCUCAUUAUCAUCGACAGAAGCAACAUCAUCAUCUACAGAAGAAACAUCAUGGACAAUAGGAUCAAUCGAAGCUUGUAAUAGUACAUUUCUUGAUCAAACUACUUACUCAGUUGGUUCAGAACCAUGGUCAGUAGCAGUCGCCGAUAUGAACAGCGACAAUAAAUUGGAUAUUGUUACUGCAAAUAAGGCGUCAGCUACCGUCAGUGUUCUUCUCAACGUGGGCAACGGCACUUUUUCUCUUCCAGCUAAUUACUCAGUUGGUUACGUUCCAUUCUCAGUAGCAGUAGUCGAUGUGAACAGUGACAAUAAAUCCGAUAUCGUUACUGCAAAUCUAAAUUCAGAUACCGUCAGUGUUCUUCUCAACGUAGGCAACGGUACUUUUUCUUCUCAAGUUACUUACGCAGUUGGUGCAAAGCCAUAUGCAGUAGCAGUAGCUGAUGUGAACAGCGAUAAUAAAUCCGAUAUUGUCACUGCAAACAUAAAUUCAAGUACCGUCAGUGUUCUUCUUAACACAGGCAAUGGCACGUUUUUCCCUCAAACGACUUACGCAGUUGACGCAUAUCCACAAUCAGUAGCAGUAGCCGAUGUGAACAACGACAAUAAACCCGAUAUUGUCACUGCAAAUACUGAUUCGCAAGCCAUCAAUGUUCUUCUCAAUACAGGCAAUGGUACUUUUUCUCCUCAAGUUACUUACUCAGUUGAUGGGGGUCCAAUGUCAGUAGCAGUAGCUGAUGUGAACAGCGACAAUAACUCCGAUAUCAUUACUGCAAAUAUGGGUUCACGCACCGCCGGUGUCCUUCUCAACAUCGGCAACGGCACUUUUUCUUCUCAAACUACUUACUCAGUUGAUGUAGGACCAAAUUCAGCAGUAGUAGCCGAUGUGAACAGCGACAAUAAUCCAGAUAUUGUCACUGCAAAUAGAGUUUCAAACACUGCGAGUGUUCUUCUCAACAGAGGCAACGGUACUUUUUUCCCUCAAACUACUUAUCCAGUUGGUACACAUCCAAAUGCAGUAGCAGUAACCGAUGUGAACGGUGACAAUAAACCCGAUAUUAUCACUGCAAAUACGAACUCAAACACUGUCAGUGUUCUCCUACAAUGUUAA